AACAGCUAGCAAACAAAUCGUUGGUGUCGGGCCCCUUGCUUUGAGAAUAAGUCAAUUAAAUGGCCGUUUCAGCAUAACCUGCGUGUCUAAACUGAAUGCUAGAAGUGCCGGUAUCAAGUUUGCCGAAUUCUUUCUAAUCGAUUGCUGAGACUCACAGAACAUACACCGAUGCUUCGUAAAUAAUCCACUUGGUCGUCCAUUAAACUCACAAGGGGAGACACGACAACAACAAUAUGCCCUGACUUCCUUCGAAUAUCGUCGAAGACUAGAGGCAUAGCUUGGUAAAUCAGCGACUUUCCAUAGCCAGUCGGCAAAUUAAUAAACAAAUCCGCUUCACCCUUGGUGAACUCCUCAACAGCCUCCUUUUGAUGGCUAUCCAAGGCCGCAAUUCGGAAUUUCUUUGACACAAGACGAAACACAGAGCUGAGAUCGUUCGCCAUCUUGAAUUUUUUCCCGCGAACAGCCUAGGUCAACUUUCCAGUAUUUGGAAAGUGAACGCUGAUUGGCUGAUUCGUUUUGCCGCUCUGUGGAGCAUGCGCUCGUGGGGCCUAAGGAAUCGUGGAUUCGAGCAUGAUAAAAAUAGUAUCAGGUCAGGGGAUUCCCCACGAUACUGCGUCAUCGUUCUUUUCUUCCCUUCGGUCUUUAUUCACGAAAUUGAUAGUAAAACGUGCGGUUAAAGACUAACUACUAGAUUAGUAGGCUAUCGGAAUACAGGUCGGGAUACAAGUACAAUCAAGCGUGCAACUCGUUGGUCUACAUGCGGAUCCUUACAUGCACCAGUAGUUAUUUUAUAGCGCAUAGACCAUGGCUUCGUGGUGCAAGUUAGCGGGAAUUCUCCUGGCGGGAAUUCUCCUGUCUAUACCUCUAUACAUUGUCCAGAGCAAGAAAAUAAGCCGCCAUGAAAAUCGAUGGAGAACAUCACCGAGGAUACAACUGUGUCCCAAAGACAUGAUAACAGUCCGAAAAGGGAGUAAACAGAAAUGUGUUAAGUGCACGAAAUGUAGGCGAGGCUGGGGAGCAAACAUUGACUGUGGAGAUCUGGUAGAAAUAAAUCACGAUGGCGAUUUCGACUACAGAUGUGUACGUUGUGAGAAGGGUGUGACAUACUCUACAAAGCGCGAUGAACACACGUGUAAGAGGUGCACUGGCUGUGGAGUCAAUAAAAAGGUGAUGAAAUCCUGCACUCGAAAGGCGAACACGAAGUGUGGUGGAUGCCGACUUGGGUUCUAUGCGGAUCUUUCUUUUCCUGGUGGAUGCUUCUUUGAGUGUGCGUUUUGCUGUGGCGACAGAAAUGAUACUCAGAUAACGGAGUGUGAAAGGCAGGGCCUGCCACCCUAUAAGCAGUGCAGCUUUGAGCAGAAAGAGAGAUGCCGGAUUCCAGCGCAGAAGUGGAAAGAUGAGGCAGAGAAGGCUAACGCUACCUUGUCGCCCUCCAGAUCAGUGAUAUUACCAACACCAUCACCAUCUCUGUCGGUAUCAUUUUUGUCAACUGCAGCAGCAUUAUCGUCGCUAUCAACCGCAACAACAGCAUCACCGCCAUCAUCAUCAUCAUCAUCAUCAUCACCAUCAUCAUCAUCACCAUCACCACCACCACCACCACCACCACCACCACCACCACCACCACCACCACCACCACCACCACCACCACCACCACCACCACCACCAUCAUCAUCAUCAUCAACAUCAUCAUCAUCAUCAUCAUCAUCAUCAUCAUCAUCAUCAUCAUCAUCAUCAUCAUCAUCAUCAUUCAAAGAGAAGGAGUCACAAGCAAGCAAGGAAAGCACGCGACUUAUAGCCAGCAGGCAUAACAUUAAUGUCACCGUAACCCAUCGUGACCAUUACCUGCUCUAUGCUAUCUUAGGCGUUGUCUUUUGCAGUGUCUUAGGCGGUGGAAUUAUAAUUACAGGAUCCAUCUACAGAAGGUUCAGGAAGUCAGGUGAAACUAAACAAGCGCCGAACCAUAGCCCGAAAUCGAAGCAGAAAAGAAAGCAAGGAACAUUGAAAAAUUCCUGCCCUCUCAGUACUCUCAUCGAAAAACCUUGCGACUUUCAUGAUGUAUGUGAGCUGCUUGAUCUUGACGACGGUUACAAGGCAUUAGUGGCCUAUUAUGAAAUUCCAGCCACCAAAUCACAGUACUUCACGGCAGGCGAUAAGAAGCCAUCCGCAAAUUUCCUGGAAUUUUUGAACACUCUUCAAGAAACGCCUCUGACUCUCGAGGAGCUUGCAAGGGCAGUGGAUCGAGAAAUACUGACGGAAGCUGGAGGACAAGCUUCUGAAAGAAUCCGAGAAUUUGACGAAUCACAAAGAGAGGAUGUCGCAACGAAGGCACUUAGCGAAUCUCCCGAAAUAUCUGAGUCACAAAAAGGUGAAGAAUUCGAGUUACAGCCGAUGCUUACUGGUGUGGACAGGGCCGCGCCUUCAUUUAAGCCAGAUCCAAACAUAGACGAGUCACAAGAAGGUGAAGAAUUAGAAUUACACUGCUUGCAGGGUAAGCAGAUUAUACGUAAUCGAAUUGAGCUUGGUACUAAGUAGUCAGUAACAAUAAGGGCUCUGUUCUCAUCUUUCCAACUAUAGAUACAUAUUCUAAAGCGCUAAAUAAAAAGAAUAAAAGGAAACAAAAAGUUACAUAAAAAUGAAAUAUUAAACAUUAUGGGCUAGGCGGAACAGAUACGUCUUGAGCGCUUGUUUAAAAGGGGUGAGUCCUCUUAUCCGCCUGAUGAUAAUGGGAAAAUUGUUCCAUAGUUCUGGACCGGCAUGUGCGAACGCCCUGUCUCCUAUGGUUUUGCAUCUAGUCUUUGGGACUGCCAGAAGAUUAGCGGUUUUUGAUCUGAGGUUAUAGGAAGAGCGACUGCAGUUGAUAAGGGACUUCAGAUAGGCGCGAGCGUUGCCUUUAAUGCUGUGGUGAAUAGCAAUACAGUCAACUCUCUGCUAUAAGUAGACAAGGUACUUGAGGGAACUUGUAGCCUAUUUGAGUUUGCAGGAGGUGCAAAUUAUACGCGACACCAAUGACUAAAAUAUAGUGUAUAAUCUGUAGGGCACUUGAAGCCAAUUCGAGUUAGCGAGGAGUUCGUCAUGUAUUUAUUUUUCAGAGCUUUAGGAGGCAUCAAACUAUUGUAGUGUGGAGGGACAAUGCAGCAACUUUAGGGAAAUUUUGGGGGUACAGCCACGCCCAUACUGGUCAUUUCCUUAUAUCUAAAAGUAUUUUUAGGGGGGGGGGGGGCACUUCCCCCAAUGCUCAACCCCUUUUAACGGCCCUGAUUCUUAUCACGACAAAAAGAAUAAAAUAGACGAGAUGAGGGGUAAGGCGGACUCGAGGUACCACACGAGGUACCAAUAUGGCGCCCCGUCGAUAGGUCCCUUUCGAAUAUAAGUGACUAAAAUAUAUGGUUUCCACGAAACUUGAAGCCACUCGAAGACACAAAAUUCGAAGGCGACAAAAAAGCGAAAAAAACUUAUUGAAGCGGAAAUAGCUUCAAAUACAGAUUUUUCAAAACAAGAUUGAUUGAUAUGGAGUCAUGUGCGAGUAGAAAUGACUUGAAUAUAGUCUCUGAUGUACUUGAAGUCAAUUCGAAUCUCAACGUGAGUUAUCUGAGAAGGAUUGACUGAAAUAUAGUCUCUAGGGUUCCACUGUACUCACAAAACAACACCAUCACAUUUCAAA
Messenger RNA from Nematostella vectensis (starlet sea anemone), 3661 nucleotides. RefSeq lists its product as uncharacterized. Bases 805 to 2532 code for a protein of 575 amino acids. The transcript has 6 exons. NCBI's taxonomy places the organism in Eukaryota, Metazoa, Cnidaria, Anthozoa, Actiniaria, Edwardsiidae. Gene Ontology annotation, molecular function: protein binding. The record is from RefSeq and is a predicted model, not a curated record.